AUGGUCACCGCAAAGAUGCAACAUCGCCAACUUCGAAGGAGGGUGCCGGUCGUCAUCAAGCGAGGAGAGGAGCCACGGGAUUUGGCUCAUCUCCUGGCAGACCUGGAGCGGAGGCAGGCGCCGGAGCCUGAGGAAGACGAGGAGGGCGCAUCCCAACCGAAGGGUGCCGAGGCUGAGGAAGACGAGGAGGGCGCAUCCCAACCGAAGGGUGCCGAGGCUGAGGAAGAUGAGGAGGGCGCAUCCCAACCCGGGGGAGAAGGCCCCAUCGGAGGCACCAAAGUCCUCGUCGCCACCAGCAGCGGGGCUUCCGGCGCCGACAACCCUGCCGGUGAUUCCUCCCCCUCCGGCGCAGAAUGCUGUGAACGGUACUGUACCGAACCGAGGUGCUAUAAUCGUCCCGGUUCCAGCAGGGAUAAACACGCCUACCACAUUGUUGACCUCGACCACGCGGGCAGCAACAUCCCCAUCAAGUGCGGCAACGACCACCCCGACGACAGCCCCGCUGUUGACAAUGACCACCCCGACGACGGCCCCGCUGUUGACAACGACCACCUCGACGACAGCCCCGCUGUUGACAAUGACUACCUCGACGACGGCCCCGCUGUUGACAAUGACCACCCCGACGACGGCCCCGCUGUUGACAACGACCACCUCGACGACAGCCCCGCUGUUGACAACGACCUCGCCGUCACCCAGUUCGGCGACAUCUCCCACGCUCUCUUUGUCUUCGACGCUUAUACCCUCUUCAAGCCCACCAGCCCUCAGCCUCCCCUUGCCGGUCCCUUCCUCUUCUCCGGAUCUCGUCUCAAGCGGUGUUGUCGGAAGCAGUCCGCCGAGCGCGACUCCCGAACCCACCCCGACAGGAGCGACGUUGAAUGCCGGUGGUACAGUUUCUGCCCCGGUGUCGCAUGUGUUACUGGCCUAUCAAUCUACCUGUACCGACGUUAUAAAAAGACGGGCGAGGCCGAUGGCCAACCCAAGCUUGACGAGAAGCCCGUCGGCCCCGGUGCCUCGGUGGACUCAUUCAGCUCCGCCAACAUCAUCAUCACCCCGCCCACCGAUGCGAGCAGCCUCGGCAGCCGUGGCUUUCCGACCGAUCAGCAGCAGCUGGAGAGGAUGACGGCCCUGAACGACAAGCAGUAUGCGGCAUAUAGGAAUCUUGUGGGCGAAGAAAGGUAG
Molecule: messenger RNA, 1179 nt
Organism: Pyricularia oryzae 70-15
Lineage: Eukaryota; Fungi; Ascomycota; Sordariomycetes; Magnaporthales; Pyriculariaceae
Exons: 3
Coding region: 1-1179 (392 amino acids)
Source: RefSeq, a predicted model, not a curated record